AUGACUAGUCGUUCUAUUUUACCACGUCUACCAUUGUCUCAUACUUUUUCUCCUUUUUUUGAAAAUAGAAGAUUUUUUGAAGAUCUUGAUUUUGAUAGAAGUUUUAGUAGACCUUAUUGGCAUGAUAAACCUUUAUUAGAAAGUCAAAAAUUUGGUGAAGGAUAUGAUGAAAUAAAAGUUUCUGAUGAUUCAUUUUCUUUAAGUUUUGAUGUAUCACAUUUUGAACCAUCUGAACUUAAGGUUAACAUAAUAGAUGGUAAUGUUGUUAUAGAGGGAUGUCAUGAUGAAAAAAUUGAUAAAUUUGGAUCUAUAAAAAGAACCUUUGUUAGAAAAUAUGCCUUACCUCAAAACAUUGCUGAGGAGGAUGUUAUCAGUGAAUUGUCAAAAGAUGGAAUCUUAACUAUUGAAGGAAAGAAAAAAAUGGUUAAUGAAGGAAAAAUUAGAAAUAUUCCAAUUAACAGAAAAUAA
Messenger RNA from Strongyloides ratti, 468 nucleotides. RefSeq names its product Protein lethal(2)essential for life. Gene Ontology annotation, biological process: IRE1-mediated unfolded protein response; response to heat; protein refolding. The transcript has 2 exons. Gene Ontology annotation, molecular function: protein folding chaperone. NCBI's taxonomy places the organism in Eukaryota, Metazoa, Nematoda, Chromadorea, Rhabditida, Strongyloididae. The record is from RefSeq and is a predicted model, not a curated record. Bases 1 to 468 code for a protein of 155 amino acids.